UGAAAACAUGGGAUAGACGAGUCUUUUUUAAAAGCUUUAUUUAGAAUCUCAUGAUUCAUUAUGGUGAACUACAAGUUAACUUUUCUCCGCUCCAUCGUUGGAGAGCAUGAUGGUCCCUCCCUCACAUUUACGAGAUCCUUUGUGAAAAUUUUGUUGGGACUUUUUCCUCCCAUUCCCUUAAACGUCAAGUGUAAUCCCUACCGAGGACUUCGUCUCUGUGCUCUCUCUGUCUUGAAGGUGGAGCAGAUAUGAGAAGAAACGGACUAUCAACCCACCAACAAGAAGAACUUUGAGAUGAAGUAAACUUAGACCUCUCUAAACACGGGUUCAUUUUUAAUUACACACCCCUUUGAGGAUUAAACAAAUCCAUAAAUCGAAUGAUAGCAGGGGUUUCUCUGCAAUGGGCCCGGUACCCUUAAAACUCCUGCUUUCCAUCUUGGCACUGGCUGCGCUCGUGGCCGCAGCAGUGGACGAUGCCACGGGUGACGAUGAGUGGCCGCAAAAUAAAGUUCCACUGCUACAAGAAAAGCGCACGGUGCGUCUGGACAGCUCGGAGUUUUCGGCUAAACCAAAGGAAGAGCUCCACGGCAUAUGUGGCAUCGAGUGCCAGCGGGGUCUCCCGGAGCCCAGCCUGCACGAUCUGGAGAAGCUGCUCUCCUAUGAAACGAUGUACGACAACGGAACGCGAACGCUCACCACCGUCACGGUACGGGACCUGAACGCGAGCGAAAACUGGGCGCAAAGUUUUCCAUCGCGCGCCCGGCGCAGACGAGAGGUGUACGGCACUGACACGCGCUUUACCAUCGCCGACAAGCAGUACUCCCUGAAGUAUCCCUUCUCCACAUCGGUCAAGAUCUCCACGGGAUGCUCUGGAGUGCUGGUGUCACCUAAACACGUGCUGACGGCCGCGCACUGCAUCCACAAUGGCACGGACUACCUGGAAGGAGUGAAGAAACUCAACGUCGGUGUGCUUAAGGAUCGAUCUCGACGUAGGAAAGGAAAGAAAGGGAAAGGUAGGAAAGGAAAAGGACAGAGAAAGAAUAAAGAAGAGGAAAUUGAAGGAAAUGAAGAUGUUAUUGAGAAGCAAGAACGUAAGGGCAAAGGCAAAGGAAGGAGGAACCGUAGCCGACGAAGCGCAGUUUCCGAGCCGCCAUCGUUCCGGUGGACGCGCGUGAAACAGAUGCAGGUUCCCAAGGGUUGGUUUAAAGGCAUUUCUGAAAGCGUCGUGGCCGAUUACGAUUACGCCAUUCUGGAGCUCAAAAGGGCCCAGAAGACCAAAUACAUGGAUCUAGGAAUCAUACCCUCCAUUAAAAAGCUACCAGCUGGACGCAUCCACUUCUCAGGUUUCGACGAUGACCGACCGGACAACCUGGUGUACCGCUUUUGCUCCGUAUCGGAGGAGUCCAACGACUUGCUCUAUCAGUAUUGUGAUGCCAAACCCGGAUCCAGCGGUUCGGGUGUCUACAUUCGCCUUAAAGAACCCGGCGAGAAGAAAUGGAAGAGGAAGAUCAUCGGGGUUUUCUCGGGUCACCAGUGGGUGGAUGUGAACGGUGUGCAACAGGAUUACAAUGUGGCGGUGCGCAUCACGCCGCUGAAAUACGCACAGAUCUGUCAUUGGGUUCAUGGUGACUCCAGCAAGUGUCAGGGAACCUAAAAACUCAAAUAGUCACCUCCCAUCAAUUCUAGCACCUCCCAUUUGUGCACUUCACAAAGUACACAAACGGAUGCAUUUGUCAACACUUCAGCACUCUUACAUUCAUCAGUGAAGUAUUCUGAGUAAGGCUCUUUUGAUACCUUAAUUUAUUUUAUGAGACACUUUUUGUUUGAAUCAAUUGGAUUUCAGUCUGUCUUAAUGAGAAUUAUCUCUAUUAUUUUAAAUCAGAAAGUGUUUAGCAAUGGGAGGCAUUUUUUGUCUGUAUUGACAUAGAUGCGUAGAAGUUAGAUCUGACACAGAAAAAAAUAUUUUUUUUCUGAGAGAAGCAGCUUGUUUAUUUGUGGAUUUACCUUAUUAAUAAUACUGGCAGGUUUUUUAAAAUCCUUUUUUGUUUUGUUUCCAUCAUCAUAUAGAUGUUGUAGUUGUGUGUAUUUGAUUUCAUAAACUGUAAACUGUCUUCAUAGGCAUCCACUUACAUCCAUGUUGCUGUCUUUUAUAACACAAUGCAGGCAGAUAACUACUGGGUGGGUGUCCUUGUUGACUUAUGGUGCUAAUUUAAUUUUAAAUGCAAAAUAUCACAGGACCUGUUUGAGAUACAGGCUACUGUUGAACUGUAAUUAUGUAUUUAAAGGUGUGGAUUAGUUUAAUAAAACCACAUAUUUCUUAAAGGGGUCAUAUUAUGAGAUUUUUUUAAGAUGUAAAAUAAGUCUUUGGUGUCCUCAGGGUGCAUAUGUGACGUUUUAGCUCAAAAUACUGCACAGAUAAUUAAUUAUAACAUUAAAAUUCCCACUUUCUAGGCCUGAGCAAAAAUGUGCCGUUUUUGGGUGUGUCCUUUAAUAUGCAAAUGAGCAGAUGAAAUUCAAACACUGAUCACCUGGAUGGUGGUUUGUUGUAAUUGGAACUCAAUUGUGCUGUCAAUUAUUUUUUGGCUCUCUCUCUCUCUCUGCACUAAAUGGCAGUGCUGUGGUUGGAUAGUGCAGAAGGGUGGUAUUAUUGUAAUUGGCCUUGCUACCUACCUCACAAAACAGGCGAAAUCUGACCAGCCUAAUUUUUCACACUCUUGCAGAAAAUGUCUUACCCAAACUAAGUUACUGGGUUGUUCAUUUUCAACUUUUGUAGGUUGAUAGAUGCACUGGGUACCCAAUUAUAGCACUUGGAAAAAGGAUUUCGGAUUUUCAUGCUAUGACCCCUUUAAAAAAUUACACAGGGUUAUUUAAAUUUAAUGCAGGCAUUGGUUAAUAUCAUUAGCUUUUUGUAAUUAUGAUAUGGAGGAAUGCAAUGUAGCUAGAUAGGAAAUGUAAAUCUUAAUAUAAUUUGCAUAGAUUUCUUUUUCAAAAUUGGCUAGAUCCUAAUCUGUACUUUUAAAGCACCAAAUAAACUGAGAUUUAGGUGUCUUGGUCCAAAAGGACAAAUAUAGUACAUCUGUGUUUUUAAUGAUCAAAUAAAUGAUAACUCACAUUACACAUUGUUAAGCUAACAGCUUAUCCAGGUCUAGUCUAAACCUGCUCUCAAGAAUUUCUUAUAUACAGCUUUUAAUAAUAAAUGUUUGAAU
Messenger RNA from Paramisgurnus dabryanus, 3206 nucleotides. It is a transcript of the gene prss35, whose product is annotated as serine protease 35. Gene Ontology annotation, biological process: proteolysis. Gene Ontology annotation, molecular function: serine-type endopeptidase activity. Lineage: Eukaryota; Metazoa; Chordata; Actinopteri; Cypriniformes; Cobitidae. The record is from RefSeq and is a predicted model, not a curated record.